AUGCAUCUGAAGUCUGACCGACGUGAACGUCAAUGCACGUUUGGCGGAAACUCAAAGCAAGCGGCUGCUUCCCAGCUCGGUUCGAGAGGCAAGCUUAUCCUGAGUCGAGCAGCAGGAUCAGCUCGACAGGUCAAUGGCUCGGCCAGUGCCCCCGCUGUGUCGGAGAGCACCGUCACUUCGACGCAAAGCCGAGCAGAAGCCACGUGCGCUUUAUAUUGGACCAAUGGUCCGGCCAGUGCCCCCGCUGUGUCGGAGAGCACCAUCACUUCGACGCAAGGCCGAGGAGAAGCCACGUGCGUUCCUAUUGUACCAAUGGCCCGGCCUGUUCACCCGCUGCGUCGGAGAGCACCAUCACUUCGACUCGAGGCCGAGAAGAAGGCGUGUCCAUUUGCUAUUGCACCAAUGGUCCGGCCAGUGCCUCCACUGCGCCGGAGUGAACCAUCACUUCGACGCAAGGCCGAGGAGAAGCCACGUGCGCUUCGUAUUGGACAAAUGGUCCGGCCAGUGCCCCUGCUGCGUCGGAGAGCACCAUCACCUCGACUCAAGACCGAGAAGUUACGUGCGCUUCCUCUUGAACCAAUGGUCCGGCCAGUGCCCCCGCUGUGUCGGAGAGCACCAUCACUUCGACUCGAGGCCGCGGAGAAGGCGUGUCCAUUUGCUAUUGCACCAAUGGUCCGGCCAGUGCCUCCACUGCGCCGGAGUGAACCAUCACUUCGACGCAAGGCCGAGGAGAAGCCACGUGCGCUUCGUAUUGGACAAAUGGUCCGGCCAGUGCCCCUGCUGCGUCGGAGAACACCAUCACUUCGACUCAAGACCGAGAAGUUACGUGCGCUUCCUCUUGAACCAAUGGUCCGGCCAGUGCCCCCGCUGCGUCGGAGAGCACCAUCACUUCGACUAAAGGCCGAGGAGAAGCCACGUGCGUUUCGUAUUGGGCCAAUGGCCCAGCCAGUGCACCUGCGGUGUCGGAGAGCACCAUCACUUCGACUCAAGACCGAGAAGUCACGUGCGCUUCCUCUUGAACCAAUGGUCCGGCCAGUGCCCCCGCUGCGUCGGAGCGCACCAUCACUUCGACUAAAGGCCGAGGAGAAGCCACGUGCGCUUCCUCUUGAACCAAUGGUCCGGCCAGUGCCCCCGCUGCGUCGGAGCGCACCAUCACUUCGACUAAAGGCCGAGGAGAAGCCAUGUGCGUUUCCUCUUGAACCAAUGGUCCGGCCAGUGCCCCCGCUGCGUCGGAGCGCACCAUCACUUCGACUAAAGGCCGAGGAGAAGCCACGUGCGCUUCCUCUUGAACCAAUGGUCCGGCCAGUGUCCCCGCUGCGUCGGAGCGCACCAUCACUUCGACUAAAGGCCGAGGAGAAGCCACGUGCGCUUCCUCUUGAACCAAUGGUCCGGCCAGUGCCCCCGCUGCGUCGGAGCGCACCAUCACUUCGACUAAAGGCCGAGGAGAAGCCACGUGCGCUUCCUCUUGAACCAAUGGUCCGGCCAGUGUCCCCGCUGCGUCGGAGCGCACCAUCACUUCGACUAAAGGCCGAGGAGAAGCCAUGUGCGUUUCCUCUUGAACCAAUGGUCCGGCCAGUGCCCCCGCUGCGUCGGAGCGCACCAUCACUUCGACUAAAGGCCGAGGAGAAGCCACGUGCGCUUCCUCUUGAACCAAUGGUCCGGCCAGUGUCCCCGCUGCGUCGGAGCGCACCAUCACUUCGACUAAAGGCCGAGGAGAAGCCACGUGCGCUUCCUCUUGAACCAAUGGUCCGGCCAGUGCCCCCGCUGCGUCGGAGCGCACCAUCACUUCGACUAAAGGCCGAGGAGAAGCCACGUGCGCUUCCUCUUGAACCAAUGGUCCGGCCAGUGUCCCCGCUGCGUCGGAGCGCACCAUCACUUCGACUAAAGGCCGAGGAGAAGCCACGUGCGCUUCCUCUUGAACCAAUGGUCCGGCCAGUGCCCCCGCUGCGUCGGAGCGCACCAUCACUCCGACUAAAGGCCGAGGAGAAGCCACGUGCGUUUCCUCUUGAACCAAUGGUCCGGCCAGUGCCCCCGCUGCGUCAGAGGGCACCAUCACUUCGACUAAAGGCCGAGGAGAAGCCACGUGCGUUUCGUAUUGGGCCAAUGGCCCAGCCAGUGCACCUGCGGUGUCGGAGAGCGCCAUCACUUCGACGCAAGGUUGAGAAGCCACGCGCGGUACCUGCGCUGCCUACAGGACUAAUGGCCCAAUCAGUGCCCCCGCUGCGUCCGAGAGCACAAUCACUUCGACGCAAGGCCGAGGAUAACCCACGCGCACUUCUUAUUGUAUUGAUGGCACGGCCAGUGCCACCGUUGAGUUGGACAGCACCAUCACUUCGACUAAAGGCCGAGAAGAAGCCACGUGCGCUUCCUCUUGAACCAAUGGUCCGGCCAGUGCCCCCGCUGCGUCGGAGCGCACCAUCACUUCGACUAAAGGCCGAGGAGAAGCCACGUGCGCUUCCUCUUGAACCAAUGGUCCGGCCAGUGCCCCCGCUGCGUCGGAGCGCACCAUCACUUCGACUAAAGGCCGAGGAGAAGCCACGUGCGCUUCCUCUUGAACCAAUGGUCCGGCCAGUGCCCCCGCUGCGUCGGAGCGCACCAUCACUUCGACUAAAGGCCGAGGAGAAGCCACGUGCGCUUCCUCUUGAACCAAUGGUCCGGCCAGUGCCCCCGCUGUGUCGGAGAGGACCAUCACUUCGACGCAAGGCCGAGGAGAAGCCACCUGUGUUCCUAUUGUACCAAUGGCCCGGCCUCUUGAGCCGCAGCGUCGAAGAGCACGAUCGCUUCGACUCAAGGCCGAGGAGAAGCCACGUGCGCUUCGUAUUGGACCAAUGGCCCAGCCAGUGUCCCUGCUCCGUCGGAUAG
Rhipicephalus sanguineus (brown dog tick) is the source of this 2862-nucleotide messenger RNA. Its product is annotated as proline-rich protein 36-like. Lineage: Eukaryota; Metazoa; Arthropoda; Arachnida; Ixodida; Ixodidae. The record is from RefSeq and is a predicted model, not a curated record. The transcript has a single exon. The coding region runs from base 1 to 2862 and encodes 953 amino acids.